AGCACGCGCGUGAAUAAGUAAGCAGGAAAGGGUCUUCGUCGUCCAGGUGAAUGAUCGACGGCCAGAUGGCAAAACAUGAUUAAAGCUCACGCGCUACUCAGAAAUUCACAUCACGUCUAUCACCACUCGGUCUCCUCCGCCGAUGUCCCUGUCAGAAUACAACGCCUCCCCACGCGCCGGGAACGUCGAUGAAAGCCGCACUGCCGCGACCGUCGAGCGUGAAUUUAACAGCUCCGAUAUGGAAAUCGAUGACGAUGAAAUAGAAGAGGAAGACGAUUUGCAAGGCUCUUCGAAUCGAAAUGAUGCUCAACUCGGAUCAGAUUCGUUUAAUACUCCUGCAAAUUGUGGAACAAGAAUAUCAUCUAAAACCCUUGAUGUAGGAGAGGAUAGUGCUAAUUUUAAAUUUUCUAGUCUUCCAAAUGAACUGUUGACAACUCAAAAGGAGGAUCUAUGUACAAAAUAUGAUGGUUCCAAGUAUUCAGUAUCUGGAAAACAGCCUGCAAAGGAAAAGGCAAUUCAAGAAUAUAUGGUUCAUGGAAAAGAUACCCGAGCCAUUUUAGAAAGAAAAGCCCCUGAAGACUACCAUGAUCAGGAUACUAAAAAGCUUGCUGUCAAUGAGGUUAAUUCCAUUCCGGUUGGAAAUCACUCAGAUGAAGGAGUUCAGAGUGGCCUAGGCUUUGAGGAAAAAAGUAAGCAAAUUUAUGUGCAAAGAGAGGAUGGUAAGAGGAAGAUAAAAUCAAGGCCUGCUGCUUCUCUCACUAGUGCUGGGAGUCUAUCCCCUGGCAUUGACAGUGAGAGCAAACGCCCUGCGCUUAUAUGUGACUUCUUUGCUAGAGGAUGGUGCAUCAAAGGGAGUUCAUGUACAUUUCUUCACAUAAAAGAUGGGAAAAAUCCUGGACAACAGCCCGAGGAAGAUGUAGAUGUAGCAGAAGAGAAAAGAGCUGUUGAGCUUGAUGAAGGUUUUAGAAGUGCUGCUGAAAGAUCAAAAUCUCCUGCUUCUACUGAUACACGACCUUCCUCAGUUGUGAAUAAGGUUGGAUUAUCUUCUCAGUUCUUUCCAGAAAGAAUCUUGCCAUUGGGGCUUGAUGAAAGCCAUAGGUUGCAUCAAUUUCAUGAUUCUAAUAAGUUCCCUUUGCUCCAGAGUAAGGAGAACUCCAUGGUCACUUCCCCUGCCUCUCAGCGGUUUUCUGCAUCUAUAUAUGGUUUGGGACCACCUAAGGAUGUAAGGAAAAAUGGAUUAGGUCAGAAUUUUCCUUAUGAUAAUUAUGCGAAGCUUGCUUCACUGGGAGAUAAAGGUACCUUCAGUAAUAGUUUUGUUCCUGAGAAUAUAUCUUCAUUAAGCGGCUCAGUUACGUCAUUGGGCAAUGCAUAUAAUGCGAAUCAAUCGCUUCGUGUCUCAACAUGCCUAGCAUCACUGCCUUUAAGCUAUUCUUCAAGUGCAUGCCCUCUUGGUGCUCAAAAGAUGUUGGACAAUGACAGUGAGCGUUGUACUUCAAGGUUAUCUUGUUUGCUGCAAGUCUGUUCCCCCUUCACUAAUUCUAAACCAGAAAACUUUCUUGUAAAUGAUAUUGCCAGGGAUCAUCCAUUGCACUUUUCUGAAUGUAGAAUAGAAAUUUCUUCAGAUGAUUGGGAACCUUCAUUACCCUUUCGGCCAUCCUUUUUUGUCACCUCUGGCUUAUCAUCUCCGCAAAGCCAGUAUGACCCUGUUCGUGAUAGCAUUGAUUCCCCCAAUGCAGGAGAGAGGUCUCUUAUAUUUUCUUUCUCUAAUCCAGGUCCAUCACUCUUGAAUGUAGCAUAUCCACCAGCAUAUGGCGAUUCUACAUCAACAGGGCCAAUGAUCCCUGGACGUAAUGAUGAUAAAAGAACAGCGUCUUGUCAUAAUAGAUACCAUGAGAAUUGGGUCAACAAUAAUUGCUACCCUUCUGGAAAAGAUUUGCUAACAAUUGAUGCAAACGAUGGAACUUCUGCAGUUGAGAUGCAAAAUGGGACUCUGGUGAAAGAAGAGAUUUCCUCGGUUGCUUCUCGUGUCAUAAACACUUCAGCGGAAAAUAAAAUUGAUACAGAUCAUGAUCGCAGACAUCGAAGAGGCACGACUAGAUGCAAAAAAGACUUGGAAGUAGAUAGGGUUAGAGAAAAGAAUGAAAUAGAUGUUGAGGUUGAACAUAAGGAAGAUGGGGAUUUGCGAAAAGAAUCAAAAGCAAUGAGGCAUUUUCAUGCUGCUCUUGUAGAUUUAAUUAAGGAACUGUUGAAACCAACUUGGCGUGAGGGUCAUCUCAGUAAAGAUGCUCAUAAUACAAUAGUCAAAAAAGCAGUUGACAAAGUUCUUGGUAGCAUACAGCCUCUUCAGGUUCCAAUCACGUUUGAGUCAGUUAAGCAAUAUCUUUCUUCAGCCCAACCAAAAAUAGCAAGACUUGUUGAGGGAUAUAUCAAUAAAUACAGAAAAUCUUGAGAUGUUAGGCCGAGUGCUUAUGUAUCUUUUGCACAUUUAAUUAAUGAAAGUCUUGUACAAUUUAAACCGAGUAUCAUGAAAUUCUGGAUUUUUUCAUGAAAUGUUUUCGUAAAGAUUUGUUUUUGCUUCUUUAUUAGCUGUAUUUAGAAUGAAUUUCUACAAUAUAUGUGUCUUCCUAACAGUUGGCAAGUCUAAGAGACUAUUUUAUUUUUCUUAGCUUGCAUGUUGUGAAAUCUCCCAAG
Molecule: messenger RNA, 2691 nt
Organism: Hibiscus syriacus
Lineage: Eukaryota; Viridiplantae; Streptophyta; Magnoliopsida; Malvales; Malvaceae
Product: protein FRIGIDA-ESSENTIAL 1-like
Exons: 5
Coding region: 143-2449 (768 amino acids)
Molecular function (GO): metal ion binding
Source: RefSeq, a predicted model, not a curated record